Molecule: messenger RNA, 1307 nt
Organism: Rhododendron vialii
Lineage: Eukaryota; Viridiplantae; Streptophyta; Magnoliopsida; Ericales; Ericaceae
Exons: 2
Coding region: 27-656 (209 amino acids)
Source: RefSeq, a predicted model, not a curated record
CUCCAAAAUCCUGAAAGACGAAGAACAUGAAUCCUCCAACAAAUACAGCUGCUAAGGGCGCAGCAACCGAGCCGGCCCCGGCGGAUGCCAAAGCCGGAGACGCGAUGCUGACAUACGACGAUUUCGAACCUUUCUGCAGUUGGCGGAGAGAGGAAGGGAAAGAAACUCUUGUGGUCCAUGUCGCUGAAUUCAAGAGAGACCAAAUGAAAGUCCAUCUCAGCAACCGUGGCACCCUAAGGAUCACCGGAGAGCGCCCGAUUGACGGCACGAAACGAAGUCGUUUCACAAAGGAAAUCAAAGUUUCAAAGGACUGCAACCCAAAUGAAAUCAUUGCAAAGUUUACCAAUGCUGGCCUUCUCCAUAUUAUUAUGCCCAAAAAAACUUCAGUUGAGUUAGAGACCAAGCAAGAUCAACCCAUACAAGUAGUACCUGAACAACAGGGUCAGGCUCAGGAUCAGAACGCGCCGCCGAAAACCAAAGGGACUCAAGGUCAAGUGGCUGAGGAAUCAAGAAAGGUAUUUUCGGUGGCGAAGCAGACCAUAAUCAGGGAUCGGAAGGUGGUGAUGGGUGUUGCACUAGUGGUGGUGGUAACUGUCGUGGUGGCUCUUGGUGCUUUUGCAACGUACAAGUAUACAAGGCCGGCGCCUAAUGUUUAGGGUACUUGGUGACGUUGUAACAUGGCCCAAGGCACGCACUUUGUCACCUGCGUGAUAGAGCUGAGAGGUCCUGUGGAAAAAUAACUCGACAUAAAUGUUAGAUUAUAUAUCAAUUUAUUAAUAAGGUUCUCACUCAACAAAAAGUAUACUUCUGUUCAUAUUACUACUUUUUAACCGAGACAAUCUUUUUAAGGCAAUAAAAAAUUCUUACUAAGACCAAAAAUUCAAGACGGAGGGAAUAUAUAUAUAGAUAUGUUUGUUUAAGUUAGCAAUCUGAUUCAACCACUCUGUUUAGAUUUUCGGAAUUUAUGUACUACUCCAUCCGUCCUAAUUUAUUUGUUCCAGUUCUAUUUUAACUGGAUAAAAAAAACUUGUUAUAUCUUUAAAUUGGUAAAGAAUUUUAUAUCUAAUUUGAAUCUUAUUUGAUAGAUUUCGAUUUGUUCUAUAAUACAAUAUUUUUAAAAUCAUAUAAAACAUUGAUGUAAUUAAAACAUGAAAAGUAGCACAAAUUCCCAAAGGUGACAAUUAAAUUAGGACGGAGAGAAUACUUAGUUUUAAGUUUGUAAAGUGGUUAAAGUACCAAGACGUGAUGUUAAGUUUUCCCAUAAUCUCGCCAGGGCAGCCAUGCUUAGCUUGUUUCCUGUUUUGUUU